Linum tenue is the source of this 828-nucleotide messenger RNA. NCBI's taxonomy places the organism in Eukaryota, Viridiplantae, Streptophyta, Magnoliopsida, Malpighiales, Linaceae. The record is from the annotation of a GenBank genome assembly.
AUGGAGAUCAUGGACCUUGACCAGGACUGUUUUCUAGUGAAACUCAGUAAUGAACAGGACUACUUCAGAGCUCUUACAGACGGUCCAUGGACAAUUUUUGACCACUACUUGGCAGUGCAGCAAUGGUCUUCGAGCUUCAAGGUUUCUGAUCCACUCCCGAGAAAGAUGAUUGUCUGGGUUCAAUUUCCGGCUCUGAAAAUUCACUUCUAUCACAAAGAAAUCCUGACCUCCCUCGGCAAUCUCCUCGGAAGAACGAUCUGUUUGGAUUUCCAUACUCUGACUCUACAACGAGCGAAAUUUGCUAGGAUAGCUGUUGAAGUAGAUCUGUCCAAGCCCCUGGUACCUCGGAUUUGGUUGGACGAUGCCUGGCAGAAAGUCGAAUAUGAAAAUCUCCCCGAUGUGUGCUUCGAAUGUGGGAAAAUUGGGCACUCCUCCCUGCUCUGUCCCAAGCUGCGGCUGCAAACUCCUCCGCCGAUAUUAGCCAUCACCGGCAGUGAGACUCCGGCAAGCGAGGCAGAACAAGGAGGGGAGGAAUCGACUCCGGGAUUUGGGCCCUGGAUGCUCCUUUCCCGCAAGAGCAGGCGGAAUUCGCGGGAUCCAUCACAGAAAGGGAAACUUGAAUCCUUCUCGAGAAACGCCAACGGUAAUAUGUCAACGAAACAAGGAAAGCAAGAGGUUUUGCAGAAGGAAGGUGGAAGGGCAGCCCCGAUAUCCCCGCCGAUCACCCCACACUCACCCCAACGAGCAUCCAAUCAAGACAAGAAAGGCGGAACGAGAAAGAAACACACAGGGGAAAAAAAGGAAAAGAACCAGCUUCAACUGCGGUAA